This is a messenger RNA of Paramuricea clavata, 3420 nucleotides long. Lineage: Eukaryota; Metazoa; Cnidaria; Anthozoa; Malacalcyonacea; Plexauridae. The record is from the annotation of a GenBank genome assembly.
AAUCAGAUCGCACCACGAGCUGACAAACGACCGGUGACACGCAACACGCGGGACGAUCUCGCAUAACCCAAGCUUUGAAAAUUGAAAUAUGAAAAAAAAUAUUUGAAAAUAUACAAACUUUGAUAUAGGAAAAAUUAUUGAAUGAAUGAAAAUAUUAUACGUUAAAAAUGUUUUGUAGUGUUUACAAUUUAUUUAUUACAUUCUUAGUUAGUAACUUGAUGCGAAGCAGUUUAUAUGUUCUUGCUAACUUGGAAAACGGUGAGUUUAGUUCGAAUUGUUGCAUUAGUUUAGGGUAUAUAAAUCCAUAAACAAAUGCGUUAACCCAAUGUAUAUAACACUAUCUUGUCUUGCAAAUAUCCAUCAAUACUAUCAGGGCUAUGAUAAUCAGAUUAUCACAUCUCUCUGAGAGUAUUGAAUGGAUCUUUUAUAAUUAUUAGUGAAUUACAACACUAUAAAGAGGGGUGACCCUAUGGCAGUUAUAUAAACCCCUCCCCCAACCCUUGUUCACACUGAAGGUAGAACUUGUGCACAAAUUAUACAAAAGCGCAGUUGAAACGUGCAAGCAUAGACUGAUUUCUGAUGGGGGUUACCCUUAAAAACCCCUCCUAUAAAACCCCAUCACCCAUUAUCAAUUUUUCUUCUCUCAAAUAUUCAAUGUCAAUUCAUAUUUUUUAACAGAGUUCAAACAUGUGACAUGUGGAAGUGCGGUUAAACUUUUAAAUCCGUACCACCGUGUUAGAUUACACUCUCACGAAGUGAAGUACGGCUCUGGCUCUGGCCAACAGGUGGGUUUUAUCUGCAUUUUUUAAGCCCCCCCUUAAUUUAAGCUGCCCCCUUUUUAGACAAUAUUGUCUAAGCCCUCCAUCUUUUUAAAAUCACCCAAAAUCACAUUGCCACUUAAAGGGUUACUAGAGGAUUUACAAUAUGAUCAUGAAUAUAUCACCAACACAAUAUUUAUAUUUCCAGUCCGUGACUGGUGUAGGGAACCAGGAUGACAUCAACAGUUUGUGGAUUGUGAAAGGAAAAACAGGCAUGCCAUGUAGACGAGGGUAAACGAAAAAUCUCUUGUUAAAAAUGUCUUUCAAGUAUGAGAAAUUGGCAACUUUUUAUCGAACAGUUGACACUAUAUUCAUUCCGACAUCUUUCUUAAUGUAGGAAUGCCGUAAAGUGUGGCAGUACCAUCCGUCUUGUUCACCAGACUACCAAACGUUUUCUACACAGCCAUCUGUUUCAAUCACCAUUAUCAAACAACCAGGAAGUGAGUGCAUUUGGCGAGAAUGGUGUUGGUGAUGAUGGUGAUCAUUGGUCCGUCAUUUGUACCUCAAAAUAUUGGAACAGAGACGAUAAAGUCCGCUUCAAACAUACAUUGACUAAGAAGUAUGUCUUUUAAGGGCUUUUCUGACUCAAACUUUAUUUCUGUCAGCUUUAAUUAAACAGUUCUUCCUGGACGUCCAGUAAGGAUCAUGUCUUAUUGAUCCAGUGUUACUACAGGAGGAAACCUAAACUAAACUCAUUUUAUUUAUACUGGAUAGCUCUAUCAGUUCUAAACUGCUCUCCCUAGAGGUCCAGUAAGUAUCAUCUCUUAUUGAUCCAAUGUUACUGCAGGAGGAAACCUAUAAAUUUAUACUGGAUAGCUCUAUCAGUUCUAAACAGUUCUUCCUAGAGGUCCAGUAAGGAUCAUCUCUUAUUGAUCCAGUGUUACUACAGGAGGAAACCUAAACUAACUUUAUUUAUACUGGAUAGCUCUAUCAGCUCUAAACUGUUCUUCCUAGAGAUCCAGUAAGGAUCAUCUCUUAUUGAUCCAGUGUCACUACAAGAGGAAAACUAAACUAAACUAAGUUUAUUUAUACUGGAUAGCUCUAUCAGUUCUAAAGUGUUCUCCCCAGUAAUCAGGUGUUCUUAAAUUCCCUUUUCAAAGGUAUUUGCAUAUUUCUGGAGAUACAUUUGGUCGUCCAAUCAGUGGGCAGAGUGAAAUCAGUGCUUAUACACACACAGAACCUGGCAACGAGUGGCAAUCUAUGGUGUGUACAUAUUUCAUGUUAUUUUUUCUGUUAAACACAGUACUAACAUUCAGGGCCAUCUUAGAAACGUUUUAUGAUAAUCAUAAACAUGGUAACAUGUUGUAACAUAAUGUUAAAUAUAUAUCUUAAUUCUGUGUUUUUAGGAAGGUGUCUAUAUACAGGCAAACUCAGACAAGUAAAUGAUGGAUAGAAACAUUAAAUUAAUCACAAAUUUCCCAAGAAACAAUCGUAUUGUAGUAUGUACAUUAUGUGAAAAUGUUUUAUAGAAUGACAACAAACCAGCUUUCGUAAUUGCCUAGGCACUCGGGAUUGCCGAAGCAUAUCGAGAAUGUUCUUACCUGGUUGGCAAAAAAAUAUCAAUUUUGCCGAGGCAAAAAUAGGCUAAUUGCAAGGGCUGCAAACGAGCUUGUCAUAGCAUGCAUUCAUUUUGUAACAUCCAAUUUUUAUCUAAAUUCCACAUUAUAUCUAUAGUAUAAUAUUGUUUGAAAGUUAUCUUGGAUUUAAUAAAUUAUUUGUUAUUGCUAGUUAUGCGUUAUAUACAGUUUUGGUUUUGACGUGUGCCAGUAAUCUGAAUGAUUUGUCAGCUUUGUCAUGAUAUGGUAGCGAGUAUAUAUGGUCAUGUACCCAUCAUUGUGUUCAAUUCUCACCUCACGACAAAUGUAACCAUGUACACAUGUAAAAACCCACAAGUUGUUACAGGUCUGCAAACGUGUUGUUACAAAUCUGUUCACAAGCUGUUGACAAGUUGUGUUCGCACUGCUUGUUCCCAGUUGUUGUAAAAAGUUUGGAACAAGCUGUUAACAACUUGUAUCAAGCUUGAUGGUAUUAUCAGACUUGUUACAAGGUUGUUCUAACAUGUCUGAUACAGUCAUGAUAUAAUAAGAAUGUUACAAGGUUGACGACACAAGGUUGGAACAACUUUACAACAAGUCUGAUAAUGAUAUUUGUUGUGUUGGUGUAGUGUACUCAGGUGAAUAAGAUGCUUGUGAUGUUACUCUGAGUGUAUAUCCACACCGGGCAAGCUUGAAAAAUAUGCCCUGCCACGGUGGGAAUCGAACCUACGACCUUUGGAAUACUAGCCCAAUGCUCUGCCAACAGAGCUACGCGGUCAGGUCGGUACGAGAUGCGAUAUUUCGAAACUGAGUCUAGUUUCUUCGAUAUCAGUGUAAUCUAAUAAUCAAGCCUGAUAAUAUCAACAAGGUUGUUACAAGUUGUUAACAGCUUGUUCCAAAUUUGUUGACAACUUGGGAACACAACUUGUUGAUGGCUUGUUGGCAGACUUGCUACAAGGUGUGAGAUUUUUACCUGUGUACAUAUUUGCCAGAAUUAUAUAGAUACCUCUGACUAGAAUUUCGAAGUACUUCAAUAUUCUCUCCUCUUUUUAUUCUUGAAUUUUGCU